Molecule: messenger RNA, 2021 nt
Organism: Ziziphus jujuba (common jujube)
Lineage: Eukaryota; Viridiplantae; Streptophyta; Magnoliopsida; Rosales; Rhamnaceae
Exons: 5
Coding region: 388-1830 (480 amino acids)
Biological process (GO): steroid biosynthetic process
Molecular function (GO): 3-beta-hydroxy-Delta5-steroid dehydrogenase (NAD+) activity
Source: RefSeq, a predicted model, not a curated record
UUGGAAGCUCUUGGAUUAGAUUUGGAAGCUCUAAGUGAAGGAUGAGCAUGGAAAAAGAUCAAGGGCUGCUACUAACUAAACAUGGAUGAAAGAGCAUGCAAUUUAAUUCUUAACAACAACGUAUAAAAGAUAAAAUGAAGUGCACAAGAUAUAUUAGGUCUGACUUGGCACAUGGCCUGCAGGCACCAAAACAGAUUAUAAAGAAAGAAAACGUGUAAUAUUUAUUUUCAUUUCCACAGUUUUUAGAAAAAAAAUAUUUAUAUGAUGGGUGCGAGGCCAAGAAUCUAUAAUAGAAGAUGGAGAAUUGAAGAAUAAAUGCAGAGGCAGUAAGAAAAUUUGAAAAGAAGAAAUAAAGAGGGGAAAAAAAAAGAAAAAGAAAAAGAAAAAAUGCACUUAAGCGAGAACGAAGGCAUAGAGGGCAACACGUUCGUCGUCAGCGGUGGGUUGGGAUUUGUGGGUUGGGCUCUGUGCUUGGAGCUUGUCCGAAGAGGUGCUCGCUCGGUCAAAGCCCUUGACCUUCGAUCCACCUCGCCUUGGUCCAACGAUCUCCACAAACAUGGAGUCCACUGCAUCCAAGGUGAUAUUGUCCAAAAGAAGGAUGUUGAAAGGGCUGUCCGCGGUGCGGAUUGUGUUUUCCACAUUGCUUCAUUCGGCAUGUCUGGAAAAGAAAUGCUGCAAAUUGGCCGUGUGGAUGAGAUAAACAUAAAUGGAACCUGCCAUAUCAUAGAUGCUUGCCUUGAGUAUGGGGUACAAAGACUUGUUUAUGUUAGCACGUACAAUGUUGUAUUCGGUGGGAAAGAGAUCGUGAAUGGAAACGAGACCUUGCCUUAUCUUCCAAUGGAUGACCAUGUUGAUCCAUAUGGACGUGGUAAAUCCAUUGCUGAGCAGUUGGUUCUAAAGAGCAAUGGUCGUCCCUUGAAGAAGAAGAAUGGGAAAUUUCUUUAUACCUGUGCAGUUCGUCCGGCAGCUAUUUAUGGACCUGGUGAAGAAAGGCACCUCCCGCGUAUAGUUUUCCUGGCAAAGUUGGGCCUACUGCCAUUUAAAAUUGGGGAUCCAAGUGUGAAAACUGACUGGAUAUAUGUUGAUAACCUGGUACUCGCAUUAAUAUUGGCGAGCAUGGGACUUUUAGAUGACAUACCUGGGAAGGGGAGACAUCCAAUAGCUGCUGGCCAGCCAUAUUUUGUAUCUGAUGGCUCUCCCAUCAACACUUUCGAGUUCGUCCGGCCUCUACUUAGAAGCCUGGGUUAUGACCUACCUAAAACUUCCUUAGCUGUCCAACAUGCUCUUCUUUUGGGCAGGAUUUUCUGGGCAAUCUAUACGAUGUUAUAUCCAUGGUUGAAUAAAUGGUGGCUUCCUCAGCCCUUGAUCCUUCCUGCAGAAGUAUACAAGGUUGGUAUCACCCAUUAUUUCUCCUUCCUUAAAGCUAAGGAGGAACUUGGUUACAUUCCAAUGGUAACUCCUCGGGAAGGCAUGGCAGCAACAAUCUCAUAUUGGCAAGAGAAGAAAAAGAAAAGCAUGGAUGGACCAACCAUUUACGCAUGGCUAUUUUGUGUGAUCGGAAUGACUACAUUAUUUUGUGCAGCUUAUUUACCAGACAUAGGACCUGUGCCACUCUUGAGAGGAUUUAGCCUUUUCAUCUUCAGGUCAAUGUGGAUAAUGAGGAUGGUGUUCCUUCUAUCUGUGGCAGCUCAUAUUGGGGAGGCUGCAUAUGCAUGGCACCUGGCUAAAAGGGUGGAUCCGGCUAAUUCAAGAGGAUGGUUUUGGCAGACUUUUGCUCUUGGGUUCUUUUCCUUGCGUUUUCUCUUGAAGAGAGCGAGGAAAUUAGCCUAGAUUCUCAUUUUGUAUUCUAUUGGAUUUAUGUAUACCCGUGUAAAAUUCAAAAUUUCUCUUCGUGCAAGGAAAUAUGUCUUCAUGUUCAAAAAUUCUGUCCCAAAGAAAAUGUAAACAACGAUAUUUUCUCAGCUUUCCGUAUUCCAUAUUUGCAUUGGAAGAGCAAAUGGUAGUAAACGUAAUUUUCGUGA